AUGGCAGACCAAGAGAACACUGAGGAGCUAGCAGCUCCUUCUGCUGAGGAGAGCACAGCCACUGUCACGGCCCCUGAGGCCGAGCAGACAGACACAUGGAGGAUAGAGGUGGUGUCUGUGACUGAUGAGGACCUCCCGACGGUCGAUACUCCGACCACAUUGAAUGUCAGUUCCCUCGACAGCCCCAAUGACACCCCUCUACCUGAAACUGCCAAACCUGAACCCACCACUGAGCCCAAAGCCCCGGCCCCUGCCCCACCAAGUCCAGCCAUGCCAAUCACUAAGGUCCAGCCUUUCAUGAAUGAGGAGAAGACAUGGUGUGGCCGGUUGGUGGCUCGCAGGAUGGAGCUGCUGAUCGGAGCGUUGGUCCUCAUGGUGGUUAUUCUCAUGCUGGGCAUUGGGCUGGGAGUGGGUCUUAGCUGUGUGGGUAAGUUCCGCUGUGGUACGUCCUCUCGCUGCAUCAGUGGCUCAGCGCAGUGUGACGGGGUGAUGGACUGUGAGAAUGGGGAGGACGAGCUAAGCUGUGUGCGUUUGAGUGGAAAGAGUUCAGUGCUCCAGGUGCUGAGUGGAGGUGUGUGGAGGACUGUCUGCGCUGAAGACUGGAACCCUGCUCUGGGCCUUUCUGCCUGCAAGCAGCUGGGCUACUCCAGGUAUGUGGAGUCCCGCUCCCUCCCCCUCGCUGCUAUAGAGCAGGACUUCCAGCAUAACCUGGUGUCAAUCAACCUGAGCCAGUCGGGCCAACAGGCCAUCAAGAUUCACAACGCCACCAGCCUCAGUAAGACUCAAUGCAGCUCAGGGACGGUGACCACAAUCAAAUGCCUGGAGUGCGGCUCCAGACCCCAGUUCAGCAGUCGUAUUGUUGGGGGUAAUGUCUCAGCACCGGGCCAGUUCCCCUGGCAGGUGAGCCUACACUUCCAGAGUGAACACUUGUGUGGAGGCUCUGUCGUAGCAGACAGCUGGAUACUGACAGCUGCACACUGCGUGUAUGGGUUUGCGUUCCCCUCACUGUGGGCAGUGCAUGUAGGGUUGACAGAGCAGCCGGUGAAUGGGGCUCAGGCUCUGGCAGUACAGAAGAUUAUUUACCAUGGCCGCUACCGGCCCAAAGCUCUAGACUAUGACAUCGCUCUGAUGAAGCUGGCUGAGCCACUCACCUUUAACGGUCUAGUGGAGCCCAUCUGCCUACCUAACUUUGGGGAGGACUUUGAGGAUGGGACCAUGUGUUGGAUCUCAGGCUGGGGGGCCACUUCAGAUGGGGGUGACGCUAGUGAUUCGUUGCUCUCUGCCCGGGUCCCACUCAUCUCCUCUAAGGCGUGCAGCACGCCAGGGGUCUACCAGGGCUACAUCUCCCCCGGGAUGAUCUGUGCAGGUUACCUGGAGGGAGGAACAGACUCCUGCCAGGGAGACAGCGGGGGACCUCUGGCAUGUGAGGACUCUGGUGUGUGGAAACUGGUGGGGGCCACUAGCUGGGGCCAGGGCUGUGCUGAUAGGAACAAGCCUGGGGUGUACACCCGCGUCACCCAGUCCCUCAAGUGGAUCCACCAACAGAUGGAGAAAGAAGAGGAGCUGAACCCCUCGGAAGUUAGUACGGACAACUGA
Salvelinus namaycush (lake trout) is the source of this 1596-nucleotide messenger RNA. RefSeq names its product transmembrane protease serine 3-like. The transcript has 13 exons. Gene Ontology annotation, molecular function: serine-type endopeptidase activity; protein binding. The coding region runs from base 1 to 1596 and encodes 531 amino acids. Lineage: Eukaryota; Metazoa; Chordata; Actinopteri; Salmoniformes; Salmonidae. Gene Ontology annotation, biological process: acrosome reaction; proteolysis. The record is from RefSeq and is a predicted model, not a curated record. Gene Ontology annotation, cellular component: membrane.